Nicrophorus vespilloides is the source of this 1150-nucleotide messenger RNA. RefSeq lists its product as uncharacterized. The record is from RefSeq and is a predicted model, not a curated record. Lineage: Eukaryota; Metazoa; Arthropoda; Insecta; Coleoptera; Silphidae. The coding region runs from base 165 to 1001 and encodes 278 amino acids. The transcript has 2 exons.
GCACAAACAUAACCUAUAAUCACGUGGAUUUGAAACUGGUGUGUGUGUAUUGCUGAAAAAAACGGAAACAACAAAUGGUUUUUCAGGAAUUAUGAGUUGAGAUCGAUCUGAAAGUGCUGCAGUGAACUUCGUUCGUGGCCAAUUGGCUUCGUUGCAUCAGGAAAAUGGAGGAGCCCAAAAAGAAGAAGAAAUCGAAGAAGAGCGACAAAAAGAAGCGAAACGAUUCAGAUGUGGAGGUAAAGGUGAAGGAUGAAGAAGUUUCCAUGAUACAGACGGAAGAAGCUGGACUUAACAAUAAUGAUACACACAAGAAGACGGGGAAGAGAAAAAGUAAACACAUUGAAUGUCCAGUGAAUGAGAAGAGGAUUAAAGUUGAGGAGACGAGUGAGAUUGAAGAUGAGGAUGCGCCGGAUUGCAGUUACAAAGGCGAGGAGGAUGUCCGGAUAGCAGCUGAAGGAUGGGAGAAUGUUGAUGUUAAUGAUUUGUUUGAUUUUGAUCAGGAGCUCUCAUCGGAUGAUGAGGUUUAUUAUUUGAGGGUUUCGGAAAAGUUGGAUCCGCUUUCGCUGGUCGGUCGGAAACUUGCGUUUAAGGAAAACAAAUCGUUGGAUAUUGACGGUGAUGAGUUUAAAGUUAAUUUCGAUGGAAACAAUGCGCCGAAACUGAAUUUGUUCGCGCAGAAAUCGGGCGGUUUGGAUGUGCGGCAUGUUCAGACGUCCGGUUGUUUUACGAUUAAUCCGGAGACGGAGCUCGAGGACGUUAAGUGUUUUGUAUCCAAGCAGAAAGCGAGCACGGUACCUGAGUUCCCAAACAGUUUGCUGAAGCAGAGGCAUCCUCUGUUCGGUAUACAGUAUGAAGAGAAAAUUAAUCUUGAUAAAGACAUCGUUUCGAAACUGGAAGCUUCCAAGUCUGCCCCGAAGUCAUCCAGCAAGAAGAAGUCGAAAAAGAACAAAUCGGUGUGCAACGAGGACAUUUUUACCAUGCUAUCCCAUCACAAGAGUUAAGAAUUUGUGGAAGACUUGAAGUGUCUUGUUUAUUUGGAAGUUUUUUUUCUUUUCUUUAUCCUUCGUUUUUAAUGUACAUUUGAAUAUACCGAUGUAAUUUUAAGCCAAGGAAGGCGUAAUUUUAAGAUAAUUAAAUUUAUAUAUAAAAC